GUGCUGCCAAUCAGUGCCACCUAUCAGUGCCAGUCAGUGCCGCCUAUCAGUGCCAUCAGUGCCGCCUAUCAGUGCCAGUUAGUGCCGCCUACCAGUGCCAUAUAUGAGUGCUGCCUUUCAGUGCCCAUCAGUGAUACCUGUCAAUGCCCAUCAAGUGCCACCUACCAGUGCCUCCUCAUCAGUGCCCAUCAGUGCCACCUAUCAGUGUCCAUCAAUGCAGCCUAUCUAGUGUCCAUCACUGCAGGCUCAUUAGCGCACAUCAGUGAAGGAGAAAAAUCACUUAUUUACAAAAUUUAU
This is a messenger RNA of Staurois parvus, 297 nucleotides long. The record is from the annotation of a GenBank genome assembly. NCBI's taxonomy places the organism in Eukaryota, Metazoa, Chordata, Amphibia, Anura, Ranidae.